AUGUACGCGCACACCCACAGAGAGGCUCUUUCUAUGAAGUACCACAAUUUAUGGUUGCUGGAAGAGUUUGUCAACCACAUUGAGGAACUAAAACAGCUGGAUGAAAGGAUUCAAAGGAAGGUGGAGAAGUUGGAGCAGCAAUGUCACCGUGAAGCCAAGGAGUUUGCCCACAAGGUCCAAGACCUGCAAAGAAGCAACCAAGUAGCCUUCCAGCACUUCCAGGAGUUGGACGAACAUAUCAGUUACGUGGCCACCAAGGUGUGUCAUCUGGGAGAUCAGCUAGAAGGAGUCAAUACACCAAGACAGAGGGCAGUGGAGGCUCAGAGACUCAUGACAUACUUCAACGAGUUCCUGGAUGGAGAACUGCGCAGUGAUGUCUUCAACAAUCCGGACAAGAUAAAAGAAGCUGCAGACAUCAUUCAGAAGUUGCACCUGAUUGCUCAGGAGCUGCCGUUUGAUAGAUUUUCUGAUGUCAAGGCCAAGAUAGCAAGUAAAUAUCAUGACCUUGAGCGUCAGCUGAUCCAGGAGUUCACAGCAGCUCAGCGAAGGGGAGAGAUUGGGCGCAUGCGUGAGGUGGCAGCAGUCCUGCUACAUUUUAAGGGUUAUGCCCACUGUGUGGAUGUCUACAUCAAGCAAUGCCAAGAGGGAGCGUACAUGCGGAAUGAUGUAUUUGAAGACAUUGCCAUUCUGUGUCAGCGGGUUAAUAAACAGGUUGGAGAGGUUUUCUGCAGUCCAGAGACUGUCAUGGCUAAACUCAUUCAGAGCAUCUUUGAGAAUAGGAUACAGACUCAUGUCAAAGAAAGACUAGAGGAGACACGCCACUCUGAUGUGGAGCAAUACCUCAAGAACCUCUAUGACCUCUAUUCACGGACAACGGCACUGGCUGCUAAGCUCACAGACUUUAACUUGGGCUCAGACAAGCACACUUUUCUAUCUAAACUGAUAAAAAAUAUAUUCUCCUGUUAUCUGGAGAGCUACAUAGACAUGGAGCGACAAUAUCUGCAAAACCGCAGUGGCUUGAUCCUUCAGCGCUUUUAUGACUCUAAGAACCACCAAAAACGUCCUGUAGGCACUGGAAGUAUGCAGGAGCUAAAAGAGAGGAUCAGACAACGCACUAACCUGCCUCUGGGACCCAGUAUUGACACACAUGGAGAGACUUUCCUCUCACAAGAGGUUGUAGUCAACCUGUUGCAGGAAACCCGACAUGCCUUUGAAAGAUGCAACAAGUUGUCAGACCCAGCAGAUCUACCAAAAAAUGCCUUCUCCAUUUUCCUGCUUUUGGUGGAGUACCUGUGUGUGGACCAUAUAGACUAUGCGCUUGAAAUUGGGCUGUCAGCCAUCCCAUCUCCAGAUGCCAAAAAUGCCAACCUCUACUUUUUGGAUGUGGUUCAGCAGGCCAACACAAUCUUUCACCUCUUUGAUAAGCAGUUUAAUGAUCAUCUUAUGCCUCUUAUUAGCUCCUCUCCUAAGUUGACGGAGUGCCUGCACAAGAAGAAGGAGGUGAUCGAACAGAUGGAGGUGAAGCUGGACACCGGGAUUGAUCGGACACUAAACUGCAUGAUAGGCCAGAUGAAGCACAUCCUGGUGACUGAACAGAAGAAAACAGACUUCAAGCCAGAAGAUGAGAACAAUGUCAUGAUACAGUACACUACAGCAUGCUCAAAGGUGUGUGCCUAUGUGAGCAAGCAGGUGGAGCGUGUGCGGCGGUCCAUGGAUGGUAAGAAUGUGGACACAGUCUUGACUGAGCUGGGAGUGCGGUUCCAUAGGCUGAUCCACGAGCACCUGCAGCAGUUCAACUACAGCUCCAUGGGUGGUAUGCUAGCCAUCUGUGAUGUGGCAGAAUACCGCCGCUCUGCCAAAGAUUUCAGGGUAAGGAGAGGUCAAAGGUCUUGUUUUUGCCACCUCAUGACAUUAUGUAUAUUUUAUUCAGCAAUUACUCACUCUCAUCUUGUUCGUGCAUAA
Sinocyclocheilus rhinocerous is the source of this 1962-nucleotide messenger RNA. RefSeq names its product exocyst complex component 5-like. Gene Ontology annotation, cellular component: exocyst; cytoplasm. Bases 1 to 1962 code for a protein of 653 amino acids. The record is from RefSeq and is a predicted model, not a curated record. The transcript is spliced from 17 exons. Lineage: Eukaryota; Metazoa; Chordata; Actinopteri; Cypriniformes; Cyprinidae. Gene Ontology annotation, biological process: exocytosis; Golgi to plasma membrane transport.